UCCAGGCACGGUUCCCCGAGGAAGAGCUGGAAAAGGGAAAGAACAGGCGACCCGGUGCAGAGCCCAAGGAAGGAACUAGGGAAGCGCGAAUCGACGAAAAAGGCGGUCCAAUGUAUCUCGGUUCUCGCGCCGCCGGGAUCGAAAAAUGUCGCUGCCGCGCGAGUGGAGCUUCCAGGGGUCCUGCCGCUCGGUCGAGCGGGGCCCAGCCACGGCCUCGUCCCAGGAGAUGGUCGGCGCCGCCGUCAUCGACGAGAAUAUGAACCAGCAGAACCAGCUGGGCUCGCUCUUCUCCAUCCAUUCGGCGCCGGUCUUCGACCUGAGCACUGGGGCGGCAUCCCCGAAGAGGCCGGCCUCCCUGGUGGUCCAAGCCACGGCGAAUUCGACGCCGAUGGUGCCACCCAGAUCCUCGGCCGCCAGUCCUCCGGACACCAUCGAGGACGAGGAUAACGACAACCUCCUGACCAUCUCCAGCCUGACCGCGAGACCACUCAUCGCCAAGUCCAGGGAGCUCAGGUCGUCCAGGCAUGCCGGCUCCCGCAAAAAGAGGAACAAACCUACCCCCAAACUCAAGAACCCCAAUUUCGUCUCCCUCGACGGUGGUUACGGAUGGAUCGUCGUCCUCGGCGCCUUCUUCGUCCAGUUCUGGGUCGCCGGACUGGUCAAGUCCUACGGAGUUCUCUAUGUCGAGGUCAUGGAAACCUUCCCGAACUCCUCUGCCACGGUAGCCUCAUGGAUCCCGGCGAUUCUCUCGUGCCUCUGUCUUGCGCUAGCACCUGUGACAAGCAUGCUGUGUCAAAAAUAUAGCUGCCGAAAAGUCGUCUUCAUCGGGGGACUUUUUUGUGCUUUGGGACUCACCCUCAGUUACUUCGCCACCAAUUUGAUACAUUUGUUCUUCACAUUUGGAGUAUUAACCGGCAUAGGUGGCGGUCUUUCGACAACACCGGGCAUUAUAAUAGUCUCCCAGUAUUUCGACAAGCACCGAGCUCUGGCGAACGGGAUCUGCGUUUCGGGAACGGCAGCAGGUGGCUUCGUGUUUCCCCUGCUCAUAGAGACUUUGGUUGCAAAUUUUGGCUUCCACGGGACGAUUCUACUCCUCGGAGGAUGCAUGCUCCACGUAUGCGUGUGCGCCACGCUGUACCGCCCCCUAGAAGACAAUUACGUGGAGACCAAUGAGCCGAUAUCGGAGAAAGAACUACCCGACAAGUUGGAGACCUUGAAGGACCCUCAACCGACGAAGCAGCAGAAGCUGGACAUGCUCUUCGCGAACGAUGCCACCACCCGACAGAACCUGCUGAACGAGCUCUUUCACCAGAACACGGUGCUCGCCGUGGAGUUGACGGACAGCGAGGAGGAAAAGGAUAUAAUGGGCGAGGGCCUCAAGAUGAAGCCAAUUUCGAAAAUCCGCAGUUCCAGCAUCCUGCACAGCGUGGAGGACCUAUCAACUGACUCUACUUGCGUGUACAAGGCGAGGUCCUCCUUGAGAUCGCUCAGAUCGUCGGCACUAGUCGUAGCCCAGCCAUUGCCAAUCGAAACGACCACGGUUCAGCCGAAGACGUUCAGUCAGAAGAUCUCUCGUUAUCUGGACGUAACGUUGCUGAAGAACCCACAGUUCAUGAUGAUGUGUCUGUCCGUUAGCCUCAUGUCCACGGGGAGUCCGUACAUGCUCUACUAUCUGCCGGCUUACGUGCACGCAGCGGGAUACACCAAAGCGGAAGCUGGAUACCUAGUUGCCAUCUCCGCGACUCUUGAUCUGUGCGGCAGAUUGGGUCUUGGAUGGCUUUCGGAUCUGCAACUAUUCGACCGCCGAAAAGGAUAUAUUGGGAGUGUGGUUGGUGCCGGAGUGGCGGUACUUGCAAUCCCGAUGGCGCACUCGUUUUAUGUGCUGGCAUGUUCCGUGGGGAUGUACGGAUUAUGCCUCGGAUGUUGGUUCCUGCUCGUGCCCGUCCUUCUCGCUGACCAAUAUGGAACUGACAAGAUAUCUUCGAGUUAUGGCCUCGUCAGGAUGUUCCAGAGUAUCGGAGCCAUCUCCAUUCCACCUCUUACAGGUUAUCUGCGCGACGUGACCGGAAGCUACAGCGUGUGUUUCGUGUGCAUGGGCACAUGCAUGGUGAUGGGUGGACUUCCCCUGCUUCUUGUAUUCAACGAUCCCGCAAAAUCGACGAAUCUGCCUCAAGAGAAAGCAGGAGGCGAGAACAAAGACAGAAUUGCAGACGCGAAGCAGUAACGUCGAACGAAAUGUUUCGUUCCCGUCUCCAUU
Molecule: messenger RNA, 2257 nt
Organism: Orussus abietinus
Lineage: Eukaryota; Metazoa; Arthropoda; Insecta; Hymenoptera; Orussidae
Gene: Sln
Product: monocarboxylate transporter 13
Exons: 5
Coding region: 146-2224 (692 amino acids)
Biological process (GO): transmembrane transport; monocarboxylic acid transport
Molecular function (GO): monocarboxylic acid transmembrane transporter activity
Source: RefSeq, a predicted model, not a curated record